This is a messenger RNA of Lagopus leucura (white-tailed ptarmigan), 2456 nucleotides long. RefSeq names its product ornithine decarboxylase 1 (gene ODC1). Lineage: Eukaryota; Metazoa; Chordata; Aves; Galliformes; Phasianidae. Gene Ontology annotation, molecular function: ornithine decarboxylase activity. The record is from RefSeq and is a predicted model, not a curated record. Gene Ontology annotation, cellular component: cytoplasm. The transcript has 11 exons. The coding region runs from base 721 to 2115 and encodes 464 amino acids.
GCGUGUGUGGGAUGGACGGCCCGAGGGAUCGCUAGCUGAAAGCAAGGCUGUAAAGGGUAACGUGCUUUUGUAAGCGGCGAGCUGCGGUGCAGCUGAAGGUUACCGGGUAACUUAAAGCCGAGAAAGCCUUGGCUCUCAUCUGCGUGACUCGAUAAAGUGGGAAAGUGCUGAGGGAAGGCCCGGGGCUGGAUGGGGUUACAUGAAACCCAAUCUUCCCUGUGACUCACUGGCAGCCUUGCGGCCCUGAGGUCUUUAAAAAGCAGCGCACAGAUAGAUGUGCUUCAGCAGGCUGCCCUUCUGUGUGUGGCUCCCCGCUUAGAGUGAGCUGUGUAACUUGCCCUGCGCUCGGGUUUUGGGUGGCAGAGGAACGUCCUUUUGCCUUCUCGUUCUGGUUUUCAGGGGCUCCUUGUUCUGAUUCUAGUUGGCUCCUUGUUAGCUCUGGAGAGCUGUUGCAGACUUGUGUGAAAUCUGGUUAUAAAGUGUUAAUUGGAAUUACUCACAAGACUCAAUUUAUGCCCACGGGCUGCAAUCAGAAGCUGCUGUGCUGGUUUGUAUCUACCAUUCCUGACAGCUCAGGUUUUCUUCUUGUGUAGCUUGAAGGCUGUGCAUAGAGCACGGAAGUCCAAACCACUGAUAGAGCCAGAUAUUCCGUUUCCUUUGAAUUACUGAGAGUUGUUACUGCUCAGAGCUUACACUCAAGUCCUUCCACCUAAACUUGGAAUGUCAGGAAUCAUGGGUAGCUUCAGCAAAGAAGAACUUGAAUUCACCUUCCUUGAUGAGGGCUUUACUGCCAAGGAUAUCCUUGACCAAAAAAUAAAUGAAGUGUCAUCUUCUGAUGAUAAGGAUGCCUUCUAUGUUGCUGACCUCGGGGACAUAGUAAAGAAGCACUUGCGGUGGCAUAAAGCCCUUCCUCGAGUAACCCCCUUCUACGCUGUCAAAUGUAACGACAGUGAAGCUGUAGUGAAGACUCUCGCUGCUGUUGGUGCGGGAUUUGAUUGUGCCAGUAAGACGGAAAUACAGCUGGUUCAGAGCGUUGGGGUACCUCCUGAGCGAAUAAUAUAUGCAAAUCCCUGCAAACAACUGUCUCAAAUCAAACAUGCUGCUAGCAGCGGUGUACAGAUGAUGACAUUUGAUAGUGAAGUAGAACUAAUGAAAAUUGCAAGGGCCCAUCCAAAAGCCAAGUUAGUGCUGCGUAUCACAACUGAUGACUCCAAAGCAGUUUGUCGUCUCAGUGUUAAAUUUGGAGCUACUCUUAAGACAAGCAGGCUGCUUCUGGAGCGUGCAAAAGAGCUGGACCUUGUCAUUGUUGGAGUUAGCUUCCAUGUUGGAAGUGGAUGUACAGACCCAGAGACAUUUGUUCAGGCUAUUUCCGAUGCCCGCUGUGUGUUUGAUAUGGGAGCUGAACUUGGCUUCAGUAUGUAUCUGCUUGAUAUUGGAGGUGGCUUCCCCGGCUCUGAAGACGUCAAGCUUAAAUUUGAAGAGAUCACAAGUGUAAUCAACCCAGCACUGGAUAAGUACUUUCCUCUGGAUUCUGAAGUAACUAUUAUUGCAGAGCCAGGAAGAUACUAUGUUGCAUCAGCCUUCACGCUGGCAGUCAAUAUCAUUGCAAAAAAAAUUGUAAUAAAGGAGCAAACAGGUUCUGAUGAUGAAGAUGAUGUGAAUGACAAAACACUCAUGUAUUACGUGAAUGACGGUGUCUAUGGAUCGUUCAAUUGCAUCUUGUAUGAUCAUGCACAUGUUAAACCAGUUCUGCAAAAGCGGCCUAAACCAGAUGACAGCUGCUACUCCUGCAGCAUAUGGGGACCAACGUGUGAUGGCCUGGAUCGUAUCGUUGAGCGUUGUAACAUGCCAGAGCUGCAAGUUGGUGACUGGAUCCUGUUUGAAAACAUGGGUGCCUAUACUGUUGCGGCAGCCUCUACUUUCAACGGAUUCCAGAGGCCAACAAUACAUUAUGUGAUGUCACGACCAGCAUGGCAACUAAUGCAACAGAUAAAGGAGCAGGAGUUCCUAGCUGAAGUGGAGGAGCAGGAUGUUGCUAGUCUGCCCCUCUCCUGUGCCUGUGAAAGUGGAAUUGAGUAUCCAGCAAGUUGUGCUUCAGCUAGUAUUAAUGUAUAAAUAAUAAAUACUUAGAAACUAACUGCAAGUUUAGUCAUUGAAUUUAGGGCAUUUGGGGGACCAUUAACUUAAUUCUUGCUAGAAUUUUUAAGUGUUUUUUAAAAGUUUAGGUUUGGCAUAAACGCAACAAAAAAUGACUAGGAGAUGGGUCACAUUUAUCUGUGUUCCUAUGGAAACUAUUUGAAUAUUGUUUUAUAUGGAUUUUUAUUCACUUUUCAUGUAUGCUACUAAAGUCUGACCCUCACCUGUCAAACAAGUAUUUGUAGCUUGUGUACGGCAGAAUGGGCUAAGCUUAGUGUUCUGUGACCUACCUGUUUUAAAAUAAAAGUAUAUUGAAAUAA